UCAAACUCUCAUUGCCAGUCCUUCAUUCACUUCCCUCUUCUUAGGAUUUCGAUUUCCUCACUGAAAUUCCAUUCCCCGAUGGAAAGCAAUUCCCCUUCCACUGCGUUUCUCGACGUCCGUUUCGUUCUCUUCGGAUUCGAUCCCGUCAAUGAAAACAAGGUUCGAGGUAGGCUUGUUUAUGGCGGUGGAGUUGAUGCUGGUCAGUAUAGCCAAAGUUGUACUCAUGUAAUUGUGGAUAAGCUUGUUUAUGAUGAUCCUGUGUGUAUUGCUGCACGGAAUGACGGCAAGACGCUCGUCACAGCCUUGUGGGUUGAUCAUAGUUUUGAUGUUGGAAUGCCCGUUGAUUCCACUUCGAUUAUGUACAGGCCUCUCAAGGAUCUGAAUGGGAUACCGGGUGCGAAAAAUUUAGUUAUAUGCUUAACCGGAUAUCAGCGGCAAGAUCGAGAUGACAUUAUGGUUAUGGUCAGCUUGAUGGGUGCUAGGUUCUCUAAGCCAUUGGUGGCAAACAAGGUUACUCAUCUCAUUUGCUAUAAAUUUGAGGGGGAGAAGUAUGAACUUGCCAAAAAAGUCAAGAUGAUAAAGCUUGUCAAUCAUCGAUGGUUGGAAGAUUGCUUAAGGGAUUGGGAACUUCUUCCAGAAGAUAAUUAUUACAAGAGUGGCUAUGAUUUGGAGAUGAUGGAAGCAGAGGCUAAGGAUUCUGAAGAAGAGGCUGAAGACACUACAGUGAAGCAAUUUUUGGGGAGAAACAUGAAUAAGAGUCCUCAUAAUUCAAAAAUUGGGGUACCAACAACCUCUGAAUUGCCCACAUCAGUUGGUGAACUCUCACCUGCUCCAAAGGGUCCAUUGAAUGUUGAAAGUACAACGGUCAUGUUAUUCACUCCUGGAAAAGAGAAAACAUCUGGUCAAGCAUCAAGCUCUGAUAAUGUUGAUGUUUCUAAAGCGCUUGGCUGUCAGAAUACUAAUUCUGGCGAGCUACCUGAUCUGCUUGACCAAAAUCUAGAUCCUAUGACAGUCGACAAUGGUUUGACAUCUACCUCUAGAAAUGGUAAAAGGCCCAUUCAUUCUGAUGCCACAAUUAGUCCUUUAAGUGACUCGAUGAAAACUUCAAGGAGGUCCUCACUUCCAAUGUACUCUGGAGAAAUGCCAGGCAAAUUAAGUGACCAUUCUAAAGCACAUUUGGGUGAAGUCAGUGAUGAUUUUGAGAACUUUCCCUUCAGAGCAAAAGCAAAGGAUAGUUUUGGCUCUGGUUGUCUUCAAACUUCUAGGGAAGGAACUGAUUUAGUUCAUGGAAAAGAGUCAAGUGGUUUGUUGCCUCAAAAGAGGAUGGCAAAUGCUACUUAUGUUAGCUUUAAGUCACCGAAGGUGAGUAUUGAUUCAAAACCUUGCACAGCAACAAGUCCAGUGGCGGGUGAUAAAACUCAGGGAUUGGAACCAACAUUUUUGAUCGAUGGCCCCCAUGGAGCCAGCAGCCAUUUUCUACUUGGCAAUGAUGGCCUUCGUAUGGAUAAGACUCCUAAUCUGAAUGCUGCACAGACCUCAAAUGCUAACAUAUCAACGACUGAACCCUCAACUUGUAGCAAGAAGUCUUUGACAAGUGAUGUGCCUUCCUCUGAAACUGUAACCGCAAAGAAUGGACAAGAUAAUGACGCUUAUGAGAAGACGCCCCAAUCAUCUUUCCAGAGAUUAAGACAGCCUGCCUUAUCCACCAAGCCUGACAUUGUAGAUUUAGGUAUGGGGAAAUCUGCACUUGAAGUUGGAGAAAAAGGGGAGCCAGAGAAUGAGCAGCAGCAAGAUAUUGAGUCAUCUGCCAUUAAGAAAAAAUUGGCGACUGAGAAAUCUGACGGGCCUUGCAAUGCAAGCUUGCCUGGAGGAAAUGAUAACUUGAUAACACAACCACUUAGGAAGAAGACGGUUGCCAAAAAGACUUUGGGUUCAAGACCUAAGUCAACUGCUAAUAUCCAAAAGGGUCCUGUCUACGUAAAUAAAACUACCUCCCAUGAUGCUGCUGCAAUUCAUUCAGAUGAAGUGAAAAAGACAGCAGAUCAUGAGAAGUCUCCUCCAACUGUUAAUACUGAAGCACUGAAGGAGGUGCAGACAGAAAAUGUCAUGAAGUCUGGCGACUAUAUGGAGAAUAGAAAUGAAUCGAUGGGUGAUGAAACUGAGGCUCCAGAGAACAAAGUUGAAGAUGAGUUGGAGAAGCCACUUAAUGAACAGAAACCUGGGGUGGUUAUAUUGACAGAUAAAGCAGAUACAAUCAUGGAAGAGAAUUUGGAAAUGGUGCAGCAUAUUACAAAUGACUACAACACGAGCAUGCAUGAUGAUGCAAUGGCUUCAGAGGAAGGCGCCAAUGGAAUUGAACUAGAGAAGACUGUUUGUCACAAGAAUGUAGAACUUGCUUCAACAAGCUUAGAUUUAGACGGUCUCAAAGGGAAAGUGAAUAAAGGGAAAAAACGCCCUAUAGGUAGAACCAAGAUGAAGAUGGAUGUAAUGAAAUCUAAGAAAGUUGUGGAUGGUGAAGGAAGUGGGACUGAGAACAAUGAGGGGACGGGGACAGAAAAGGAGAAAAGAGUGUUGCUUCCUUCUGGUAAAACUAAGAGUUGCCCUGUUCUCACAAAUGAGUCAGAGAACCGUUGCGAAGGGGAGAAGGAGAACAAGCCAGUUAAAGAUUUAAGUCAGGGCAAAGAGUGCGUCAGGAAACCAUCUGUUAAAUCUAAUAUAAUGCCAAGGAAGAUCAAUCAAAAGGCAGGAAAGGUGAAUCAAAAAUCUUCAACAUCAGUGGGAGAGUAUCCGUACGGCGAGAAAACCGAACCUACAUGGUUUAUAUUGAGUGCUCAUCGACUACAAAGAAAGGAGUUUCAACAAGUUAUUCGGCGUUUGAAAGGGAGACUUUGCCGAGAUUCUCAUCAAUGGUCAUACCAGGCUACACACUUAAUAACCACAGAUCCAAUUCGCAGGACGGAGAAGUUCUUUGCUGCCGCUGCAUCUGGAAGGUGGAUUCUUAAGACCGAUUAUCUUACUGCCUGUAGUCAGGCAGGAAGAUUCGUGGCAGAGGAACCUUAUGAAUGGCACAAAAAUGGCCUUAGUGAAGAUGGUGCAAUCAAUUUGGAGGCUCCAAGGAAGUGGCGGCUCUUGAGGAAGAGAACAGGUCAUGGUGCGUUUUAUGGAAUGCGCGUUAUCAUAUAUGGUGAAUGCAUUGCGCCUCCUUUGGAUACUCUGAAGCGUGCUGUGAAGGCCGGCGAUGGGACCCUAUUAGCAACUUCUCCUCCGUACUCCCGCUUUUUCAAGUCUGGGGUAGACUUUGCCAUUAUCAGCCCCGGGAUGCCACGUGUCGAUUUGUGGGUGCAGGAGUUCUUAAAACACGAGAUACCCUGUGUUGCAGCUGAUUACUUGGUGGAAUAUGUCUGCAAGCCUGGGUACUCUCUUGAGAGACAUGUGCUAUACAAUACUAAUGCUUGGGCAGAGAAAUCAUUUGCUUCCCUGCAGAGCAAGGGGGAAGAGAUUGUUGAGGACUUGACACCACCAGAUGAUCACGGUAGCAAUGAUAUAGCCUGCCAGGUUUGUGGGUCUUGUGAUAGAGGGGAGGUGAUGUUGAUCUGCGGCGAUGAAAGUGGUUCUGUUGGUUGUGGGGUUGGCACCCACAUUGAUUGCUGUGAUCCUCCACUUCAAGGUGUUCCAGAAGAUGACUGGUUUUGUGCCAAGUGUAGCCAAAGCAGACACAGCACCACCUCUGGUAAGAAAUAGAAAAAAAGGAAUCCCUUGUAGAUUAGGAAAGUUCUCUAAAUCAAUUUAGUUUAAGAUAAGAGUAGCAUAAUUGUUUUAUAAAUAUUUCCAAAUGAUUGUAAUAUGCUUUGUA
Molecule: messenger RNA, 3853 nt
Organism: Corylus avellana
Lineage: Eukaryota; Viridiplantae; Streptophyta; Magnoliopsida; Fagales; Betulaceae
Product: transcription coactivator
Source: RefSeq, a predicted model, not a curated record